AUGAAUCAGUGUGAGAACAGAGAGGAGGGAGCCCCUCCCUCUAAAACCACAAUAUGGAGGGGACCACUCUAUGAGAGCCAGACCAAAGCUCAGAGGUGAGAUGAGGAUCUCCAACUGUCCAUGACUCUUCUUCAUGUCAGAGCUCAGCACUCACAUCACAUGUCUGUGUGUGUGUGUGUGUGUGUAUGUGUGUGUGUGUGUCUCUUUCUUUCUGUCUUUCUGUCCAUCUGUCUAAGACCCGAACAACAAAACAGGCCAGACUCUCCUGGACCUGCUCCCAGCUGUCUGUCCUUCCUCAGUGACCGGUCUAAGACUCCAAUUAUUGAUUUCAAAGAUGGACAUCAGUCUGAUUGUCAAAAGUAAUAAUCUAUAACAACAGCACUCAAACCUGGAAGAUUUUCAGUGUUCUUGUUUCUUCAUAAGUGUUUGUGUUUCUGUCAGAGUCAAACGUGAGAAACCAGACUCUCCUGGACCUGGACCAGGACCUGGACCUGGACCCAGCUGUGCGUCCUUAAAGAGUGACGGGUCGAUGUUCAGACUUACUGAUUUCAAAGUUGGACAUCAGUCUGAUUGUCAAAAGUAAAAAUCUAUAACAACAGCACUCAAACCUGGAAGAUUUUCAGUGUUCUUGUUUCUUCAUAAGUGUUUGUGUUUCUGUCAGAGUCAAACAUGAGAAACCAGACUCUCCUGGACCUGGACCUGGACCUGGACCCAGCUGUGUGUCCUUAAAGAGUGACGGGUCGAUGUUCAGACUUAUUGAUUUCAAAGAAGGAGAGAUUCGUGAUGAGGAAAUGUGAGCCUUUCAAACUGAACUGUUUUGUUGUGUGUGAAACUUUUCAUCCUAACUGUGGUCAGUGUUUUCACUGUGAAGUUGAAGAUUUUUCAGGGUUUGUGUUUCUAUCAGGCUCCAACAGCAGUAAACAAGAUCUCAGCCAGAAAGAACUGGACUCUGUAUCUUCAUGAGUGUCCUGUGUUUGUAGGACACUCACAUCUAUCACAUGUAACCCUGUGUCUCAUUAUAUUAUAUCCACUACAUUAGAUUCUGUUUGUUCCACAGAGUUCAGCAGCAGAGUUCAGAGGUUCCCAGUGGUCAGUCUGCCCAGCAGCAUCAAACACGGCUGGACUCCAUAUUUAUGGUGUGUAAAUGUUCAAACACAGCUCCUACUGAUCAUCAGAACAGACACACAGUAUAUUUAGAGCUUUCUGGAUUGUUCCCUGAUGACACUGCAAACAUCUUCUCUGCCUGAAUUAUGUUCACACUCAGGGCUCUAUUUUCGUGUACGCCGGUGAGGCGACGGAGAGUGGCGGACCCCGCGCAGUUGUAUUUUCGUCUGGCGGAGCCCGGCAUACAGCCAGUUUGGUAUUUUCGUGGACUGAGGCGCACAGAGGCGAACUGAGAUCCGCCAAGCUGGGUGUGGUGGCAUGGCAGGAGGAGGUGUCGACAGAAUCAGCGGGCGCAGUGACAUGUUCGUGCUCACCAGUGGCGUGUAAAGUGUGCUGAAAGCUCGCCGAUUCAAACCUGGUCAGCUUUCAGCUGGUCUAGUAGUAUUUUGGUAGACCGGCGGCGUAUCGGCAUACGUCACUGAUGCCUCACUGGCAGGUUUCAACAGUGUCAGGCACAUUUCAGUGCAAUAAAUAAUCAACAACAACUAUUAAUCUAAGUCAGCACAUACAUUUAGAUCUAUAUAGAUAUAUUCGGAUCUAUAUCUGAUCUGAUGAGCGCAUUUGGCGUUUGCGUUUUAAUAUCUAGUAAAUAAACACACAUGAUAAAGUUAACAAGAUAUUUAAUUCGUCUCCCUCCCUUUCUUCUUCCUCUUCUUUUAUUUCUCGCGCAGCUCGACCUGGACAUGUCUCUGUGUCCUCUCUCCGUCCUGCUGCAGCGGCGGCUGAACAGAUGAUUUGUUUCAGUGAUCAAAUGAGUUAUUUACUUUAAGCCGACAUACGAAUAUUCUAAUAUUCAGUUUUGUGAGCCAAAUUUAUUUCAUAUGCCAACAUCUAUGAAAGAAAGAGCCAGGCCACGGAGUGCGAUGUGUCAUUUACGCACAGGCGGUUCCGAUUUUAAUGCCAUUUAUGGAGUUAAUGUUGUGAUCUGUGCGCACAACCCACCUUUGUCACGUGAGGUUUGACCAUAUGCAACUUUAUGUGAGUGUCUUUAUUUGUAGCAAAGGGUGUUUGUCUUACCAGUGGGUCCAACAUUACACACACCAAAUCCAUCUGUGCUCAGAUGAGAGAGUGUGGAGGACGCCCUCUGCAGCGCUUACAGUGACACUAGUUAAGGAGCUGCCUUCUGUCGCCAUCGUGUGGCAUUACUGUCUUCGGACAUCUCUUGAGCUCUUUGACUACUUCAUGAAAAUUGUAAUAUGCCUCGCCGGUGGCGGAUUUAAAGGCGAGGAGAGGAGCUGAUGUGAUUGGUGAAAACAGGUCUUGGCUGUGUUAAACCCACUCCAUGCCCUCUCUCCUCCCUCGCUACGACUUACGCUGCUGGGAGGAGCUGAGUCAGGGAGGGGGGAUACUUACGCCGGGCUGCGCCGCUCACCAAAAUACCAAAUUGUGCUUGGGAACGCCUUGUCUGCGGCACGUCUCCGACGAGGCAUGAAAAUAGAGCCCUCAGAGUUCGACUGAUUGAAUGAACCUUUACAUUUAUGACCUGCACAGAGUCAGAGGUCAGAAGAGCUAUGCCAUUGGGAAGCAACUCCUGGCAGGUUUACCAAAUUAGACAGGUCGAGGGUGAGGAGUUGGACAAAACACAGACAAGAUUGGCAUUUAUUCCGAUCAUUUGUGCUCAUGUAAACGCAGCUAGUGGCAGCCACUCUUUCAGCUUCAUUCUAAUAAACACAUCACCUCUAAAGUCGCUGCAGACUUUUUCUCCAUGAAACCACACCAGGAGAUUUCUCCAAUAUGAGGUUCAGUUCAUAGAAACUGGAUUUGUAGGAGACAGGACCAUCCACAAAGUAAACCCUGAAGCAGCACUGUGAUCCAGUCUUCAUGCUGCACUGUCAGCUGGCUUUCUGUCUGUCACAGAUGAUCUGAUGUUCAUUUCUACAAGUUCAAGUUCACAUUUUGUUCUGUUCCAGCUGCUCCAGGAAAACAUGAUCAGCUUUGUAAAAAAGCAGCUGAUGGAGAUCCAGAGAGUUCUGAGUCUAGAUGAGCCAGCAUGCUUAAAGAGUCAGAGGGAGGAUGAGGAUGAAGAGCAGAGGAGGAGCAGAGAGGCAUUUCUGAAGAUCACUGUGCACUUCUUGAGGAGAAUGAAGCAGGAGGAGCUGGCUGACUGUCUGCAGAGAAGUGAGAGGAUUUAAACAGAUUUAACAUGAUGGAAAGAUGAAAUGGAGACAACAUGGGAGAGGUUUACAAUUCAGACUCUACUGUUGAUAUGAUGCACACAUUUGUAUCACAUCUGUCAACUGAGAGAAACUGAUCACAGCUGAUGAGCUGAAGAGAUUUCAGAGAGGAGGGAAAUCAAAUCCGUCCUGAUGUCUUCAAGUGUAAAUUCAUCAGACUUAUUGUAGCCUCAGAUUAUUCAUCGCAUUUCUUUUUGUUCAUUCAGGAUCUGCUGCUGCAGAGUGCCAACACAAACUCAAGUCCAACCUGAAGGGGAAGUUCCAGUGUGUGUUUGAGGGGAUUGCUAAAGCAGGAAACCCAACCCUUCUGAACCAGAUCUACACAGACCUCUACAUCACAGAGGGAGGGACUGGAGAGGUCAACGAUGAACAUGAGGUCAGACAGAUUGAAACAGCAUCCAGGAAACCAGAGAGACCAGAAUCAACCAUCAAAAAGGAAGACAUCUUUAAAGGCUCACCUGGAAGACAGGAACCAAUCAGAACAGUGAUGACAAAGGGAGUGGCUGGCAUUGGGAAAACUGUCUUAACACAGAAGUGGACUCUGGACUGGGCUGAAGACAAAGCCAACCAGGACAUCCACUUCACAUUUCCAUUCACCUUCAGAGAGCUGAAUGUGCUGAAGGAGAAAAAGUUCAGCUUGGUGGAGCUCAUUCAUCACUUCUUCACUGAAACCAAAGAAGCAGGAAUCUGCGGGUUUGAGGACUUCCAGGUCGUGUUCAUCUUUGACGGUCUAGAUGAGUGUCGACUUCCUCUGGACUUCCACAACAAUCAGAUCCUGACUGAUGUUACAAAGUCCACCUCAGUGGAUGUGCUGCUGACAAACCUCAUCAAGGGGAACCUGCUUCCUUCUGCUCACCUUUGGAUAACCACAAGACCUGCAGCAGCCAACCAGAUCCCUUCUGAGUAUGUGGACAUGGUGACUGAGAUCAGAGGGUUCACUGACCCUCAGAAGGAGGAGUACUUCAGGAAGAGAUUUAGAGAUAAAGAGCAGGCCAGUAGAAUCAUCUCCCACAUCAAGACAGCCAGAAGCCUCCACAUCAUGUGCCACAUCCCGGUCUUCUGCUGGAUCACUGCUACAGUUCUGGAGGAUCUGCUGAAGACCAGAGAAGGGGAGCUGCCCAAGACCCUGAGUGAGAUGUACAUCUACUUUCUCCUAGUCCAGAUCAAACUAAAGGACAUCAAGUACAACCGAGGAGCUGAGACUGAUCCACACUGGAGUCCAGAGAGCAGGAAGAUGAUUGAGUCUCUGGGAAAACUGGCUUUUGAGCAGCUGCAGAAAAGAAACCUGAUCUUCUAUGAAUCCGACCUGAUAGGGUGUGGCAUCAAUGUCAGAGCAGCCUCAGUGUACUCAGGAGUCUUCACACAGAUCUUUAGGGAGGAGAGAGGACUCUACCAGGACAAGGUGUUCUGCUUUAUCCAUCUGACUGUCCAGGAGUUCCUGGCUGCUCUUCAUGUCCACCUGACCUUCAACAACUCUGGAGUCAACCUGCUGUCAUCAGCACAAACAACAUCUUGGUUGUCUUACUUAUUUGGAGGGAACAAAGAAACACGCUUCUCCAUCAGAGUGCUGUGGACGAGGCCUUACAGAGUCCAAAUGGACACCUGGACUUGUUCCUCCGUUUCCUCCUGGGUCUUUCACUACAGCCCAAUCAGAAGCUCCUGAGAUGUCUGCUGACACAGAUAGGAAGUAGCUCGCAGACCAACCAGAAAACAGUCCAGUACAUAAAGCAAAAGAUCAGUGAGGAUCUGCCUGCAGAGAAGAGCAUCAAUCUGUUCCACUGUCUGAAUGAACUGAAUGAUAGUUCUCUAGUGGAGGAGAUCCAACAGUCCCUCAGAUCAGGACGUCUCUCCACAGACAAACUGUCGCCUGCUCAGUGGUCAGCUCUGGUCUUCAUCUUACUGUCAUCAGGAAAAGAUCUGGAUGUGUUUGACCUGAAGAAAUACUCUGCUUCAGAGGAGGGUCUUCUGAGGCUGCUGCCAGUGGUCAAAGCCUCCACCAAAGCUCUGUAGGUGGACACAUGAGAAAUUUAGGUUUUAUUCAUAACAAAACUGUUAUAUUUUGCAUGAGUCCGUUUCUUCAGAUAGUCUGUUUUGUUUGGAUUGGGGUGAAAACUCAAACAAACUCUUAUGCAGAUCAAGCAAGUGAACUUCGGUUCCCCUGAAAAGGAGGGUCUUGGUUAUCCUCCAGGGAACUUUGGUGUGGCUCUAUUGUGGUAUAAAAGCAAAGCAGAACAUCGUGUAAACCAUGGGCAGGAGGUAGCAUCACAUGCAGUGCAUUUGUGCCGUUACCUCACUUGAUGUCCAUGUAACUCUGUUAACACAUGUCUUACUCUGGUCGAUGCUCAAACUUUGUUACUGAUGCAUUCAUUUUAUGUAAAGACUGAUAUGCUGAACAGGUGGUUACAGGUAAACCGUAUUUUCUUCAUCUCUGUCUUCUUCUUUAAAAGUGUUGAUAUGAAACACGGUUUCCACAAACACAAAGUUACUAUAACCUUUGUAACUGCUUGAUGUUAUUCACGGAGUUGUGUUCAUCUGACCAUGUUCAGUGUGAAAGCAAAACAAACUUAAAGGAAUAUUCCGGCGUAAAAUUAAGUUAGAGUCAAACACACCGUAACACCGAGUUAGACAGCCCCUCCAGAGAUGAAUGUUGCAGACCGCUUGCUUCUCUAGUUUUACCACCAUAAAUGUUCUUCCUUGAGCUGUGUCACUCCGCUGCAGUUGAUGGACUCGCCUGGAGAUCUCUGUUCAAACAAGCAGCUGCUGGAAGAGAGUGGGUGAUUUGUGUUUAGUCUCUUUGCUAAGGAAAUCAGGCAAAGUUAAGAAGAUGUUUGAUGGCUAGUGCUAUGGCUGGGACCCUGUUUGUCUAACUCAGUGUUACGGUUUGUUUGACCCUAACUUAAUUUUAUGCCGGAAUAUCCCUUUAAUGAAUGUGUAACAAUACUGCUAUUUGACCCCUGAACCGAAAUGAGUCCCCUAGUCUGUCGGGUAAAACACUUAUUGUUCAUCAGAGAUUAGACAUUGUGUCUGUUUUAAUCAAUUUGUCUUUUUCAGGCUAAGUGGAUGUAACCUGUCAGAGAGAAGCUGUGAAACUCUGUCCUCAGUCCUCAGCUUCCAGUCCUCCAGUCUGAGAGAGCUGGAUCUGGGUAACAAUGACCUGCAGGAUUCAGGAGUGAAGCUGCUUUCUGCUGGACUAAAGAGUCCUCACUGUAAACUGGAAACUCUCAGGUCUGUAGAUGGUUAAACAUAAAACUUUUCUCUGUUGGAGUUUAAAACCAAAUAAGCAUAAGCGCCAUUAAAACAGAGAGCUACUUACUGAACUUUUUUAUAUACUAUGUGGUAGAUCAAGUAUAGAAAGUCAACUUACCCUGUCAUUCUUUUAGGGUAACUAAUUGAAAUAAAAUGGAGACAAAAUUGAGUUCAUAAUUUGUUGGAAGAAGCAAAAACAUCCAUGACCCUCUGAUAAUUGAAAAUACAAGAGAGCUUAUUCAUUUAAACAUCUCCAAUGUUUUUCAGGUUUACUGGAUGUAACCUUUCAGAGAAAAGCUGUGAAGCCAUGUCCUACGUCCUCAGCUUCCAGUCCUCCAGUCUGAGAGAGCUGGACCUGAGUAACAAUGAACUUCAGGAUUCAGGAGUGAAGCUGCUUUCUGCUGGACUGAGGAGUCCUCACUGUAAACUGGAAACUCUCAGGUCUGUAUAAGGUUAAACAUAAAACUUUUCUCUGUUGAAGUUCAAAACCAAAUAAGCAUAAGCACUGUUAAAACAGAGAGCUACUUACUGUACCUUUUUUAUAUACUAUGUAGUAGAUCAAGCAAAGAAAGUCAACUUACCCUGUCAUUCUUUUAGGGUAAAUAAUUAAAAUAAGAUGGAGAUGAAAAAUUGAGUUCAUAAUUUGUUGGAAGAAGCAAAAACAUCCAUGACCCUCUGAUAAUUGGAAAUACAAGAGAGCUUAUUCGUUUAAACAUCUCCAAUGUUUUUCAGGUUUACUGGAUGUAACCUUUUAGAGAGGAGCUGUGAAGGUCUGUCCUACGUCCUCAGCUCCCAGUCCUCCAGUCUGAGAGAGCUGGACCUGAGUAACAAUGACCUGCAGGAUUCAGCAGCGAAGCUGCUUUCUGCUGGACUGCAGAGUCCUCACUGUAAACUGGAAACUCUCAGGUCAAGUUUUCUGCUGAUUGAGUUUUGUAGUUGUUUGAAUGAAAUUGUCAAAAGUUGGCACACUUCUCCUUAUUUCAUAUACUUUUUCCUGACUCCAGGUUAUCAGGCUGUCUGAUCACAGAAGAAGGUUGUGCUUCUCUGUUCUCAGCUCUGAGCUCCAACCCCUCACACCUGAGAGAACUGGACCUGAGCUUCAAUCAUCCAGGAGACUCAGGAGUAGAAAUGCUUUCUGCUGGACUGGAGGAUCCUUUAUGGAGACUAGAUACACUGAGGUACAGUGCAGAGGACAGUUACUGGGUCACAGAUAACUACAAAUAUAUUUGGUUUCUGCUGCCUGAGGUCUUCACUUAGCAGGCCAUCACUGUUGACCAUCUUUCUGAUGUACUCUCUGAUGUGAACUGUUUCAUCCUGGAUUGUAGCUCUGAUGCUCACUGGCUCUCAGCCUCCCUCCUUCUUCUUAGUGUAGAUCCUCAGAGUUCCGGAUUUAGGGUGAAAACCUCCAUUUGAGUAUUUUGGUCAUCAGGGUCAUUGAUUACCUAUGACCCUGAUGAAGGCCGAAGGCUGAAACACGUCAGUCAAAUAAAGUUGUUUUCCUGAACUACAAGUGUUCCUGGAGCUCUUUUGAUCCCUUCAAGACCUUUUCUCUCCAAGCACCUUGGAAGUUGGUGAAGUUGUGCCAGAACUUUUGCCCCUAGCCUGUUUCUCUGCUACAGGGACAACUGAGGAACUCUGCUUCAUGUUGGACAGCAGGUAGGACUCAUGUUGGGCACCAAAUUAUUCUGACUGUGUUUCUUCCUCCAGGGUGGACCAUGGUGGAGAGCAGAGGUUAAAACCUGGUGUGAAGAAGUGUAAGUGUGGGAUCAAUUUGACUCAUGAUGACCAAACAGCAGACUGUCAGCUAACAAAGAAGAAAGCCUUCAGGUGUGUCUGA
Messenger RNA from Xyrichtys novacula (pearly razorfish), 8421 nucleotides. The record is from the annotation of a GenBank genome assembly. Lineage: Eukaryota; Metazoa; Chordata; Actinopteri; Labriformes; Labridae.